UUUGGCUACAGUUGAAAAUGAAGAAAUAAAUCAGCAGCUGGUAAACACCUCUCAAGGAAAUUCAUUCUGGAUUGGACUGAGACGUAACAGAGACAACUGGCAGUGGUCAAGGGGGGAAAAUGUUACUUAUACCAACUGGAGUAGAGACUUCUUCUGUGCAUUUGUUCAAUCAGAUGGCUCCUGGAAUGAUGAUAUAUGCAGUAGAGAAAUGCCUUUCAUGUGUUACAAUGAAACCAAUAACAUUAAUGAGAGGUAUUUCUGGGUAAAUGUGAACUUGAACUGGAGUAGAGCUCAGAACUACUGUCACGUGAACUACACAGACCUGGUCACUAUAAGGAAUGAAGCAGAAAAUCAGGAAAUAAUGAAGAAUGCUAAAAGCUUCCCCUUUUGGAUCGGUUUAUUCAAUAACCCAUGGAAAUGGUCUGAUGGUGGGAAUUCAACAUUUCAAAACUGGGAAAACAGUCAGCCCGAUAAUUGGCAUAAAACUGAAAAGUGUGUGGAACUUAGAACUUCAGCUUGGAAUGAUGCUGCAUGUAGUGAACAGAGACCAUUUUUGUGCUACAACAAGUCCUGCACUUCACUCUCCUACACCAGCACAAACAUCUUUGUGUUAAAUUCAUUGUCCUGGGAUGAUGCUCAGAACUACUGCAGAGCAAACUACACAGACUUGGUGACUAUUGAGAACCAAACAAUGAAUGACCAACUGUUAAAUAUGACAGCAAAGAAAUACACUUGGAUUGGACUCCGCCAUGAACGUAACAACUGGCAGUGGUCUAAUGGAGAACCUCUAGCGUACACAAACUGGGAAAGGGAGUAUUUCUGUGCUGUGCUCCAGUCAGAUGGCUCUUGGAAUGACUCAGUCUGUGGAGAGGAAAAGCCUUUCAUGUGUUACAAAGGCAAGUUCAAUUAA
Polypterus senegalus (gray bichir) is the source of this 910-nucleotide messenger RNA. Its product is annotated as C-type mannose receptor 2-like. The record is from RefSeq and is a predicted model, not a curated record. Bases 209 to 910 code for a protein of 233 amino acids. NCBI's taxonomy places the organism in Eukaryota, Metazoa, Chordata, Cladistia, Polypteriformes, Polypteridae. The transcript has 3 exons.